Molecule: messenger RNA, 2033 nt
Organism: Manis javanica (Malayan pangolin)
Lineage: Eukaryota; Metazoa; Chordata; Mammalia; Pholidota; Manidae
Source: RefSeq, a predicted model, not a curated record
UCCUUGACAGCAGGUGCUCCCUGGGCUGAACAGCAGCAGCCAUGUCUGUGAGAUACAGCUCAAGCAAGCAGUACUCUUCCUCCCGCAGCGGAGGAGGAGGAGGAGGAGGAGGAGGAGGAGGGGCAUGCUACAGAAUUGCAAGCAGCAAAGGCUCCCUUGGUGGAGGAGUAUGUGGCUCAGGAGGGUUCAGUAGUAGCUCUUUCAGCCGGGGAAGCUCUGGUGGAAGCUUCCUUAUAGGCUCAUCAGGUGGCUAUGGAGGAGGAUCAGGAGGAGGAGGUUUUUGUGGCAGUAGCUUUGGUGGAGGCAGCUAUGGGGGAGGCUAUGGAGGCAGCAGCUAUGGGGGAGGCUAUGGAGGCAGCAGCUAUGGAGGAGGCUAUGGAGGAGGUAGCUUCGGAGGGGGCGGCUUCGGAGGGGGAGGCUUCAGCGGAGGCAGCUUUGGAGGGGGCUUUGGUGGUGGUGGUUUUGGAGGAGAUGGUGGCCUCCUCUCCGGAAAUGAAAAAGUUACCAUGCAGAAUCUAAAUGACCGCCUGGCCUCCUACCUGGACAAAGUUCGGGCUCUGGAAGAUUCAAAUCAUGAGCUAGAAAAUAAAAUCAAGGACUGGUAUGACAAGCACAGCAGAACAGGCCAGGGAGAGCCUCAUGACUACAGCAAAUACUAUCAAACCAUCGAUGAUCUUAAAAAUCAGAUCGUCAAGAUAACAACAGAUAAUGCCAAAAUGCUGCUUCAAAUCGACAAUGCCAGGCUGGCAGCUGAUGACUUCAGACUGAAGUAUGAGAAUGAACUGGCCCUGCGCCAGAGCGUGGAGGCCGACAUCAAUGGCCUGCGCAGGGUGCUGGAUGAGCUGACCUUGGCCAAGAGUGACCUGGAGAUGCAGAUCGAGGGCCUGAAUGAAGAGCUGGCCUACCUGAAGAAGAAUCACGAAGAGGAAAUGAAAGACCUUGGAAACGUGUCCACUGGUGAUGUGAAUGUGGAAAUGAAUGCUGCCCCUGGUGUUGAUCUGACUGAACUUCUGAAUAACAUGAGAAACCAGUAUGAACAAAUUGCUGAACGCAACCGCAAAGAUGCUGAAGCCUGGUACAAUGAAAAGAGCAAGGAACUGACUACAGAAAUCAACAGUAACAUUGAACAAAUGUCCAGCGUUAAAUCUGAGAUUACAGAAUUGAGACGCAAUGUUCAAAGUCUGGAGAUCGAACUACAGUCCCAACUAGCCCUGAAACAGUCCCUGGAAGCCUCCUUGGCAGAAACAGAAUGUCGCUACUCCAUGCAGCUCUCACAGAUUCAGGCCCAGGUCUCCUGCCUGGAGGAACAGCUGCAAGAGAUUCGAGCGGAAACUGAGUGCCAGAAUACUGAGUACCAACACCUCCUGGAUGUUAAGAUCCGACUGGAGAAUGAAAUUCAAACCUACCGCAAACUGCUUUCAGAAGGAGAGUCAGGCGAGAGCCAGAAAGGCAGCGCGCGUGGCAGCAGCAGCUACGACAGCGGAAGCUUCGGCAGCGGCGGCGGCGGCUACGGCGGCUACGGCGGCGGCAGCUCCGGCGGUUACGGCGGCGGCAGCUCCGGCGGUUACGGCGGCAGCUCCGGCGGCGGCGGCGGCGUCUCCAGCGGAGGCCUCAGCCCCGGGGAGUCCUCGGCUAAGGGACCAAGGUCAGCAGAAAGUCACAGGGAUAUUAACAAAGCCAGAGUAAUCAAGACAAUUAUUGAUGAGGUGGCACCUAAUGGGAGAGUCCUUUCAUCUAUGGUCGAAUCAGAAACCGCAACACACUACUAUUGAGUCGCAUCAAGAAGAAAGGGGCUCCCUUCACACAGGCCAUGAUGUGCAGGUGUACAAAAAACAAAAUCUCGAAACAGUUCAGUAGUGGCCUAUGGAAACAGGUUCCCUCUAAAAAUAAGGUGUCUAACAGGUGUUUUGUGGUUUCUGUAUUUUCUUUUCACUUCACCAGAAAGUGUCCUUUGAUGGAAAAAAAAAAAAAAGAAAACUUUCUAUUCUCAUUUACUAAUGAAUUUCAAUAAACUUUCUUACUGAUGCAAACUA